Molecule: messenger RNA, 887 nt
Organism: Chrysochloris asiatica (Cape golden mole)
Lineage: Eukaryota; Metazoa; Chordata; Mammalia; Afrosoricida; Chrysochloridae
Gene: EXOSC6
Product: exosome component 6
Exons: 1
Coding region: 25-843 (272 amino acids)
Biological process (GO): U4 snRNA 3'-end processing; poly(A)-dependent snoRNA 3'-end processing; rRNA catabolic process
Cellular component (GO): nuclear exosome (RNase complex); nucleolus; cytoplasmic exosome (RNase complex)
Source: RefSeq, a predicted model, not a curated record
GCGACUCGCACACCUGGCGCCGCCAUGCCCGGGGACCACCGCCGAAUCCGCGGACCCGAGGAGUCGCAGCCCCCGCAGCUGUACGCUCUCGACGAGGACGAGACGCCCGCUGCCCGUGACCCGACGCGGCUGCGGCCCGUGUACGCGCGCGCCGGGCUACUGAGCCAGGCUAAGGGCUCGGCCUACCUGGAGGCGGGCGGCACGAAGGUGCUGUGUUCCGUGUCGGGCCCGCGCCAGGCCGAGGGUAGUGAGCGCGGCGGCGGCCCGGCCGGGGCGGGUGGUGAAGCUCCGGCCGCUCUGCGCGGCCGCCUGCUUUGCGACUUUCGUCGCGCGCCCUUUGCGGGCCGCCGGCGUCGCGCGCCCCCGGGUGGCGGCGAGGAGCGCGAGCUGGCGCUGGCGCUGCAAGAGGCGCUUGAGCCGGCCGUGCGCCUGGGCCGCUACCCGCGCGCGCAGCUCGAGGUGUCGGCCCUGCUGCUGGAAGAUGGCGGCUCGGCGCUGGCUGCCGCGCUUACGGCCGCUGCGCUUGCCCUAGCCGACGCCGGCGUGGAGAUGUACGACCUUGUAGUGGGCUGCGGCCUGAGCCGCUCGUCGGACCCCGCGCCCACCUGGCUGCUGGACCCCACACGGCUCGAGGAGGAGCGCGCCGCCGCCGGCCUCACCGUGGCGCUCAUGCCGGUGCUCAACCAGGUGGCCGGACUGCUGGGCAGCGGGGAAGGCGGCCCGACCGAGAGCUGGGCCGAGGCCGUGCGCCUGGGCCUCGAGGGCUGCCAGCGCCUCUACCCCGUGCUGCAGCAGUGCCUGGUGCGGGCCGCGCGCCGGAGGGGUGCCACCACCCAGUCCUGAGCUAGAAGCCUGCGCUGACGACGCCAAGGGCCAGGGCCGCUGGC